GAGAGCAAACACUGCAGCAUUAAGAUGUGGCGAGAUGCGCCGCUUAACGGGGACGGAUAGGCUGCUUCGCUUUCGACGCCGCCGACACUGACGCUGUUUCGUCAAUCGUAGGAGAUCUCUGCCAAACAUAUCAGGCAUCCCCGACUCGCCUACAUACACGCCUGUAUACAGUCGAGGAAUGCUAGUCCUGAUUUAUCGGACUGUGCACGAGCGUCCUCGCACCUCGCCAUCCACCCGGCUUGGAGAGGAGCAGAUUGCUACAAGGUUCGGCGUGGAGACAGGUGCUGCGACCAACGGCAGAAGACCGGACCGUGCGCCCACGCCAAUAUCGCGAGUCCUGACGCCGCGGGUCCUGCGCCAUGGCCACGCAGCGCAUCCUCUUCAUUACCCACUGCGAGCAGGGGCAGAGCAACGUCCACCUGGCGACCGCCUUCGAGAUCCACGCUCGGGCGGUUCCAGGUGUGGAGGUGCAUCUGGCGUCCUUUGCGCCGUUGGGCAAGCGGUUCGAGCGGAUGCGUGGGGAGGGGAUUCUGCUGGAGAGCGGCGAGAAGCUGCUGCCGCAGUUCCACACCAUCGACGGGCUCACGCACUUCGAUGGAAUCGACCGGCUGGGGACGAUGAGGCACAAACCGAACUUUGAAGUGUGGCCGAAGUUUGCGAACCUGAUGGUGCCGUGGACGCCCGAUGAGUAUAUUACCAUCGUUGACAGCAUCGUCGCGAAUAUCGAGAAUGUUGACCCACACCUCAUCAUCGUGGACACUCUCUUCGGCCAGGCCGUCGACGCAUGCAACCUCGUCGGUCGACCGUACAAUGUACUUUCGCCUCUCCUCGCGUCCAUGGUCUGCUUGCAGAACCAGUCCUUCGCCGCUCUCCGCUAUCCUCUACCAGGCACUGGCCUCCCAUACCCCCUCCCUCUCACCUCCAUCCCACUCAACCUUCUCCACAUCGCUUCCAUGGUCUACUACGGCGUGCGAAGCACGCAACUACGCGGCGUCAAUGCAGCGCGCGCCCGGCGCGGGAUUCCGGGUGCCUACCAGGGCCUGGAGUGCCUGCGCGUCGAACCCGGACGCGGGUACAUCACCCCUGGCGUGCGCGAGGUCGACCUGCCCUUCGAAAGGCCGGACAACCUCUACCUCUGCGGGUCCAUCUCCAAUGACUUCAAGUCGCUCGACGAGAGCGACCCGGAGCUUGCGGCGUGGCUCGACCGCGCGCCUACGGUCAUGAUGAUCAUGGGCACGCACUUCGACUUCGACGCGCCGCUUGCUCGGCGCGUGCUCAAUGGGCUGCUCGACGGCGUCGACCCGGACACGCAGAUCCUCUGGAAGGUGCCCAAUCGCAAGGAGCUGGACCUCGUGUUCGACGAGCUCUUGACCUCCGCGCACGACCGCGACCGCGUGCGCGCCGUGACCUGGUUCGACGCCGAGCCCGCCGCGAUCCUCGAGCACGAGAACAUCGUCGCCUACGUGCACCACGGCGGCGCGAACUCAUACUUCGAGUGCGCGCGCGCGGGCAAGCCGCACGUCGUGCUCGCGCAGUGGGCGGAUACGUACUAUAACGCGGUCGCGGUGGAGUACGCGGGCCUAGGGGUGUAUGGGAACAAGACGUGCGCGCCGGACGUGGAUGCGAAGGAGCUGAGUGUGGCGGUGGCGAGGGUGACCUCGGGCGAGGAGGGUGCGGGAUUCCGGGAGAGGGCACGAGUAGCGGGGGUGAAGUGCCGUGACGCUGGUGGACGGAAGACUGCAGCGGACGUCGUCCUAUCCCUGUUGGUUAAGAAAAAGGAAUGAUAGGUGUUCGCCUUAUUCGCGACCCUGUUCACUCCAGCGUCAUAUACAUAGACUAGACGAUAUCUUGUAAUUGAAAUGUACACGAGCAGCGACGUG
Schizophyllum commune H4-8 is the source of this 1880-nucleotide messenger RNA. RefSeq names its product glycosyltransferase family 1 protein. The coding region runs from base 360 to 1784 and encodes 474 amino acids. NCBI's taxonomy places the organism in Eukaryota, Fungi, Basidiomycota, Agaricomycetes, Agaricales, Schizophyllaceae. The record is from RefSeq and is a predicted model, not a curated record. The transcript is spliced from 3 exons. Gene Ontology annotation, molecular function: UDP-glycosyltransferase activity.